GAUGUAAGCUCUCAGUCCCGCCGUGCCCCGGGGGUUUUGUGGCCGCCGCACUUCGGGAGGCUGAAGAAGAAGCUGAAGAUCCAGCACGGCUGCGGGAGAGCCUGGCAGGUGAUGUACUCACCUCCCCUGCCUUCCUGGAGAGGAAAGCCCAGCACGGUGUGCAGCUCCUUGCCUUGCCGGCUCCACCUGCGCUCUGCGCACCUGGAGAAGAACGGGAUGCUCGGAGCGGCUGCGGAGAACUUCCAAAUGCCAUUGAAAACAUCCUGCUAAAGGAAAGAAAGGAAGAGGAGGAUCAUCAUAUGUAUGAGUAUUCUAUUUUAUAUACAAUAUUAGAGAAUCCCUACAGAACUUGGGAUGGCUUCAAUUUGGCAGAAAACUCAGGACUUCUACAACUGGAUUCUUGAAAGUGGAGAUCCAAGGACAGACCCGUGGCCACUGGUCUACUCCCCAGUUCCUGUCACCCUGAUCUUCAGCUGCUACCUGCUGCUGGUGGCCCUGGGGCCGCGCUGCGUGCGGCGGCGGCUGCAGCUGCGGGCGCCGCUGCUCGCCCACAACCUGGCCAUGGUGGCACUGUCCAGCUACAUGUUCUACGAGUUUCUGGUCACUUCAGUCUUGGCCAACUACAGCUACCUGUGCCAGCCAGUGGAUUACAGCCGGAGUGAGCUGGGAAUGAGGAUGGCAAGAGUGUGUUGGUGGUUCUUCUUCUCCAAAGUCAUCGAGCUGCUGGAUACGGUUUUCUUAAUUCUGCGCAAGAAACAAGAGCAGGUGACUUUUCUGCACGUGUACCAUCAUGGCUCUAUGCUCUUCAACUGGUGGUCAGGGGUCAAAUACGUGCCUGGAGGACAAGCCUUCUUCAUUGGGAUGCUGAACUCCUUUGUCCACAUCUUCAUGUACGGCUACUACGCCCUGGCCAGCCUGGGGCCGCGGAUGCGCCGGUACCUGUGGUGGAAGCGUUACCUGACCAUCCUGCAGCUGUGCCAGUUUGUGGCCGUUGCUGCUCAUUCUUCCUACAACCUCUUCACAGAGUGCCCGUUCCCUGAUGGCUUCAACAUUGCAGUCUUCCUCUACAGCCUCAGCCUCCUGGCUCUCUUCCUGCACUUCUACUAUGGGGCCUACAUUAGGAGAAAGCAGGAAAAACUGGCUUAAAGGAGAUCAGAGGGCACAGAGAGCACAGUCUGAUGAACAUGUGCAUUCUCUGCUGCUUGUGACGCGCUUUCAGGAAGAAAAUGUGUCUGGGGAGUGUGUGUGAGGCUCAUGUCUUGCCUUCAGAUAUCCCAGGUUAGGGAGAAGGAAGGAAUGAUGUAAACUCAGGGAUUAGGGAAUGAGGAGCACACUUAGUUAAGCUGAGACCAAGCUAAGCCACGUAGUCACCAGCAGAGCAAGCCUUGGGACAUUUGCAAGAUAAGGUCUCUUUCCCUUCCAUCUUUAACUCAGUGUCCAAGGUCUAGCAGCCAGCUAGAGCUCCCUGCCUCAUUUCUUAGGCUGUAGAGGGUUUCUGCAUCCACAAAACUAUCUCAGCCUCAGGGUCUUGUGCCUCCAGGCUGGAAACCAAUGUCCAGGUAGCAGCAGCAGCCAGGAAUCCACUCAGCUGCACACUGCAUCCCACCCUGCCCUGCUAAGGGAGCUCCUGCUAGCCCUGGGGUGCUCCUGAUGGUUUAACUUCAGAUCAGCAUCAGCAGCAAGGAAAUUGGACAUUAGGUUGUCUGGCUGGGCAGGUGUCUUCACUGUCCUGGAGGUAAAGAAGGCAUUAUUAGAACUUUCACCCUAAAAAGAAACUAGUGCAGUAAGAGUUACCAUGUCUCAUUUUCUGGAAUGUUUAUUUUGUUUUGUUUGCUCUCGUACCAAUAGAGAAUUUUAAUGCAUGAAGAUACUUGGUAUUAUUCCUUAUAGAUGCCAUAAUUGAACUAGAAAGAAAAUAUUGCUGUUCCCUAUUCAUAACUUAUUUUCUCCAAUUUGUUAUUAUUUUUAAUACUGUUACUUUAAAAUUUUGCUUCUUGUCAAACCUAAAGAGUUUAACACCACCAUAAGCAAUCACCUCUACUACCUAAUUGUAUAAGAAUUAAUACAAAAUGUAUCAAGUCAAUUCAUUGGGUAGUGCAAAGCUGCAUAGCCUCACUGAUUUUAAGACAUGACUCAUUGUCUUCUUUUUUUGCUCCUAAAUCAAUUACAACUAGAAUUUGGCACUUAUAUUCAUCUUCAGACUGUUAAAUACUUUUAAAGUUUUGAUAUGGUAAUGCUUUGAAAAUCCUAAUUAAACUACAAAGUGGUAAUUAUUGAUUGAAUCCUGCUCAGUUGAUUAAAACAGGUAUUACAGAGCAGUGGUAUUUUGUGAAAUGCAAAGGUGUUGAAGGAGGGGGGCUGGACAUGGUGCAUUGCCAUUGCCAAGCCAAAUCCACCUCAAAUAUAAAGAAGUCCAACUCCACUGGGAUUGUCCAGAGGACUGGAGCUAGCCUGAAGCAAAUGGAUGUACCCAAAAGACCUGUGUGCCCUGGAGUUGAGUGGCUACAAAAAAUAAAUUCAACUUGUUCCUCACUGCUCUGUGUUCAUACCCUGAACAUUUCCUUCAGCCCUUCCACACACAUGUGGAAGAUAAAACAAUAUUCUGCCAUUCCUCACCCUCCUCCCCUUCACUCACAGCCACAAAGGACUUGUUCACCUGUCCCAAGGACACAUCAUAAAUGUUCUUCCUUUGGUUUGAGCAGUCUCUCUUUUGAUUGCCACUGGUGAGAAUGAGAAUCACUGCAUCUGUGCUAGUUGGUUUUCUUCCUGUCAAAUAUUUUUCCAUGCUAAUUAAUAAAUAAAUAGUGACACUUUUGCAUACUGG
Oenanthe melanoleuca is the source of this 2824-nucleotide messenger RNA. RefSeq names its product elongation of very long chain fatty acids protein 4-like. Gene Ontology annotation, biological process: sphingolipid biosynthetic process; fatty acid elongation, monounsaturated fatty acid; fatty acid elongation, saturated fatty acid. Gene Ontology annotation, molecular function: fatty acid elongase activity. Bases 355 to 1146 code for a protein of 263 amino acids. NCBI's taxonomy places the organism in Eukaryota, Metazoa, Chordata, Aves, Passeriformes, Muscicapidae. The record is from RefSeq and is a predicted model, not a curated record. The transcript has 9 exons. Gene Ontology annotation, cellular component: endoplasmic reticulum membrane.